Molecule: messenger RNA, 2876 nt
Organism: Andrographis paniculata
Lineage: Eukaryota; Viridiplantae; Streptophyta; Magnoliopsida; Lamiales; Acanthaceae
Exons: 3
Coding region: 358-2625 (755 amino acids)
Source: RefSeq, a predicted model, not a curated record
UGAUAUAGUUGUGGUUGUACUGCUACUUUAAAUAAAAACUCCCUACAGUUAUUUAUUUAUUUUAAAUUUUUUUUUUUCUUGGCGUUUGGACGGAGGUUUUCCGCCGUCAGCCACCGCCGGAGAAAUCAUCAGACCAUUUCUGCUGCUCACCUGUUUUGUACUUAACUUUGAAUCUGCUGCUAGUUUUUGAGGAUCGAGAAAAUUUGUAGCAAAAAAUUGAUUCAGGUUUUCCCCCCUAAAUCUCGAUACAAUAAUGUGUAUUCCUGGUGGAAUCUGAACGGAUUCUUGCCCAGCAUAAUCAGCUUGUAGGAUUUGUUGAAACUUUUGUGGAGUGUUGUGUUUAAAGCUGAAGUUGAGAUGGAAUCGAAAAUGGAGGAAGCAUUGAGAGCCAAAUCUAUGGCUGAGAAGCAGUUUUCGGAGAAAGACUUCAUCAGUGCAAAAAACUAUGCUUUAAAAGCUCAAAUGAUGUGUCCUGAGCUGGAGGGUAUUUCACAAAUGGUGGCCACAUUCGGAGUGUACGUUGCUUCUGAGGCAAAAAUCAACGGAGAGUAUGAUUUCUAUUCGAUCCUUGGAGUGGAUCCAACUGCAGAAAAGCCGAAGCUGAAGAAACAGUACAAGAAGAUGGCAGUGAUGCUCCAUCCUGAUAAGAACAGAACUGUUGGAGCUGACGGGGCAUUUAGGCUCGUCUCUGAAGCAUGGACACAAUUAUCCGAUGGUGCAAAAAGAAGCUCUUAUGAUCAGAGGAGAAGUUUGUUUGCAGGUUACAAUUCCGGGAUAUCUGGCUAUGACAACAGUUCCAAGUUCCCAACUCAUUCCAGGUUGGAUACGUUUUGGACGGUCUGUACAUCCUGCCAUGUUCAGUACGAGUAUCUAAGGAAAUAUGUGAACAAGCGGCUUUCUUGCAAGAACUGUCGCGGUGUCUUUGUUGCUGUAGAAACUGGGCUAGCCCCGAUGAGUAGCUCCUUCCCAUAUAGCACCUACACUUAUCCGCCUGAAAAUGGGUAUGGAAGCCAUGGUUCUACAGUUUCAUAUGUUCCCGCAAACAUGGGAUAUUGCCCUCCUAAUGGAUCCACUGGACAUACUGCUGGAUAUAGGCCUGAGUAUGUCUCAAAUAUAUCAUUUCAGGGCAACUCGACUGCGCAAUCCACCGGCAGCGCGGAUCCUAAUGGUCUCUCUGCAUCGUCCUUUGUCUUUUGUCAAGCCAACGGAGAGGCAAACAAAACUAAGGUAAAUGGAAAGCACGACAAGAUAAAGUCCACGGGUCUCGCAGCACCUAAUGGGUACACUAAUCAACAUGAUGCAUCAAGACCACGGCGUGGUAGACCACCAAAGAAGAUUAAAGUCGACUUUGGAAGCUUGCCUGCUUAUGGCCAUGGAGAAUGUCGCGUGAAUGCUACAUCAGAGGUGAAAAUGGCGAACGGGGAUUUGCCAUUUAGAUCUUCUCCCAAGCUUUCGUCUCCAACUGAUGCUACAAUCAGACACCCUCCAGCUGUCCCUGUAAUUGAUACUCGGCGCUUGUUGAUUAGUAAGGCGAGACUGGAAAUCAUCAAGAAAGUGGAAGAAAUGAGAUUAAUUUCGGAGGCUGAUGCUGCAGAGGCUGAGAAGAGAAUCGCGCACGGCGAGGUUUUGAAAUACAACGAGGGGGUUAAAGUAUCCGGUGCAACCCAUGUUGGUUCUCACCCGGAACUGAAGAGGUCUGCUUCAAUGUCAAUAACAGUUCCGGAUUCUGACUUUCAUGAUUUUGACAAGGAUAGAUCAGAAGAAUGCUUUAAGCCGAAGCAGAUUUGGGCUCUGUACGAUGAAGAAGACGGCAUGCCUCGCUUGUACUGUCUAAUUCGUGAAAUCAUCUCAGUGAAUCCUUUCAAGAUUUAUAUAAGCUACUUGAGCUCAAAAUCGGAUGGCGAGUUCGGGCCUGUGAACUGGUUGGAUUGCGGAUUCACCAAAUCUUGUGGAAGCUUCCGGGUCUUCCACUCUGAAACAGUUGAACAUGUUAACAUCUUCUCGCAUCUUCUGAGCAAGGAGAAAGCCGGUAGGGGAGGUUGUGUAAGAAUCUAUCCCCGGCUUGGUGACAUAUGGGCUGUCUACCGGAACUGGUCGCCAGAUUGGAACCGCGCAACCCCAGCUGAAGUGAGGCACCAGUACGAAAUGGUCGAGGUUCUUGCUGACUAUUCCGAUGAAAAUGGUGUUUGGGUAACUCCUCUAAUUAAACUCGAAGGUUACAAAACCGUAUACCAGAGGAAUCCAAACACAAGUGCCAUCAGAUGGAUCCCAAGAAGAGAGAUGCUACGAUUCUCACACCAGGUCCCGUCAUGCUCUCUUAAAGUUGAAGGGAAGAACUUGCCAGAUGGUUGCUGGGAUCUCGACCCUGCUGCAACACCGGAGGAGCUUCUUCAAGGGGAAGCCGAACUGCUCAAUGGAACAGACAGUGGCCAAUCAGAUAAGGCGACAGAAUCUCCUCCAGAGGAACAUCGUCCAGCUGAAUGUGAACUGGGAGCCGAAGAAGUCUCAGCAGCCAAGAGAUGCAAGGUCGAAAGUGAAGCAUGCGAUGGGAAAGAGAACUGGUGCGGAGCUUUUCUGAAACCUGCGGCUGAAGUUCCUCAGACCGAAACAAUUUCAGAGGUCUAAGAAGACCUGAGGUAUGGCAAAGUUCCUGCAGUAACCUGCAAGUCAGUCGCCGGGCCAAAACUACAGGUUUGGCGAGAACUUGAAAAUGGAAACAAGAUGGAAAUUUAAUUUCCAGUCUUUUCCAUCAAGAGAUUCAUAGGUAUGUACAGAUUUAAGCAUGAAAUUGCAGGAGGAGGAUAAUACUAAUCCUGGUCCCCAUAUUAUGGGAACCUUUUUAUUCGGCAAAAAUCUAUAACUUGAACUUUUAACUU